Molecule: messenger RNA, 189 nt
Organism: Penicillium manginii
Lineage: Eukaryota; Fungi; Ascomycota; Eurotiomycetes; Eurotiales; Aspergillaceae
Exons: 3
Coding region: 1-189 (62 amino acids)
Source: RefSeq, a predicted model, not a curated record
AUGGCCGUGGUGGUGGCAACCGCCAGAGCCAUGGGCAUCUCAUUGCCCACAGAUCCGGGUCUGUGCCACUCGGCGCUCUCCCCUAAGGCUUCUCUGGAAGCGCUGGACCCCAGGGCUCGUCGAUGCCCGCCACCUCUUGCGGCGAUGUCCCUCUCCACCUUCGGGUGGCAAAGCCAAGCAGUGGCAUGA